Molecule: messenger RNA, 504 nt
Organism: Ceratosolen solmsi marchali
Lineage: Eukaryota; Metazoa; Arthropoda; Insecta; Hymenoptera; Agaonidae
Product: innexin shaking-B
Exons: 4
Coding region: 1-504 (167 amino acids)
Cellular component (GO): plasma membrane; gap junction
Molecular function (GO): gap junction channel activity
Source: RefSeq, a predicted model, not a curated record
AUGAGGGGGGCGGCGACGCCCGCGGCCAACGUGACGAGGCGCCGUAGCGUCUGGAUCCGGCUGGCGAGGAUCGCCCGGAAGGGCGGGAGACACGAGGCCUGGAUCAUGGAGGCCAUCAGGGGACUCUACUGCCUCUUCGAAGUAAGCAAAGUACAGAACGACAACUUCGUGUCGAGGCUCCACGUGCUCACGACCGUUAUGCUGCUGACAUUUUCCGCAAUGGUCUCGACCAAGCAGUCGGUCGGCAAUCCCAUCGACUGCAUCCACUCGAGAGACAUACCGGCGGAGGCGUUCAAUGCUUACUGCUGGAUACACAGCACGUACUUUGUGAAGGGUGCGAUGCUCGGCGUCGCCGGGGUGAACAUAGCGUUCCCGGGGGUCGGGACGAUCGUCCUUUAUCAGCAACGACAGCAGACGGAAAGUCGACGAGCGACGGACGGCUUGACGAGGCAGGUCAAGUAUUACCAGUGGGUGCCGUUUGUCCUCGUCUUCCAGGACUUCUAA